Thalassophryne amazonica is the source of this 945-nucleotide messenger RNA. Its product is annotated as ubiquitin-conjugating enzyme E2 E2-like. Gene Ontology annotation, molecular function: ubiquitin conjugating enzyme activity. Gene Ontology annotation, biological process: protein polyubiquitination. Gene Ontology annotation, cellular component: nucleus. The record is from RefSeq and is a predicted model, not a curated record. The coding region runs from base 145 to 765 and encodes 206 amino acids. The transcript has 6 exons. Lineage: Eukaryota; Metazoa; Chordata; Actinopteri; Batrachoidiformes; Batrachoididae.
UUCUUGACAGUGGCGCUUCGGCACAUUUCUCUCCGGCAGUGAAAGCGGCGGGUCGCUGCUCUGAGGAUUACCGACACAAACUGGAUUUUACACCACAUUCUUCAGCUGCUUUGUAACCAGCUCGUUCAGGAAUUAAGCGUCAAGAUGUCAAGUGAGGUGCAGCCAAGGCGGGGCGACAGCCCCAACACCAGUGGGGGAAGUUCGGACGCUGAGCAGAGGGAAGCGGCUCCGCCCCAGCAGCCGGGUCCCGAGCAGCGGGACCAGUCCCAGCCCAAGAAGAAGGAGGCCAAAAUAUCCAGCAAGACUGCUGCCAAGCUCUCCACCAGCGCCAAACGAAUCCAGAAGGAGCUGGCAGAGAUAACCUUGGACCCGCCGCCAAAUUGCAGUGCCGGUCCAAAAGGAGACAACAUCUACGAGUGGCGGUCGACCAUCCUGGGCCCUCCAGGCUCGGUGUACGAAGGAGGUGUGUUCUUCCUGGACAUCGUCUUCACACCAGACUACCCCUUCAAACCACCCAAGGUAACGUUCCGUACGAGGAUCUACCACUGUAACAUCAACAGUCAGGGUGUGAUCUGUCUGGACAUCCUGAAGGACAACUGGAGUCCUGCCCUGACCAUCUCCAAGGUCCUCCUGUCCAUUUGCUCCCUGCUGACAGACUGUAACCCCGCCGACCCCCUGGUUGGGAGCAUCGCCACACAGUACCUGACCAACAGAGCUGAGCACGACAGGAUAGCCAAGCAGUGGACCAAACGCUACGCAACAUAGACCAGAACCUUCAACACACACACAUACACACACCUCCAUUUACAGAAGCACACCCGCCCCUCCCACCCCUGAGAAACGAACUGUUAUUUGUUCCAUGCUGACUUGAAAAGCUUCUUUUUUAUACAGUCUAUUGGAUCAUAUUUUCCAAUACACUGAAUGUUGAUAUGGUCAUGAAAAGCU